Messenger RNA from Cyphellophora europaea CBS 101466, 1698 nucleotides. RefSeq lists its product as uncharacterized. Lineage: Eukaryota; Fungi; Ascomycota; Eurotiomycetes; Chaetothyriales; Cyphellophoraceae. The transcript is spliced from 2 exons. Gene Ontology annotation, molecular function: ubiquitin protein ligase activity. The record is from RefSeq and is a predicted model, not a curated record. Gene Ontology annotation, biological process: negative regulation of gene expression via chromosomal CpG island methylation; protein ubiquitination. Bases 1 to 1698 code for a protein of 565 amino acids.
AUGUCGCAAGUUAUCAAAGAAGAAGAUCUCACCAACGACGGAAGAUGGAUGGUCCAUCCAGAACUUGGAAGUGUCCGUACAGGUCCACGAGGGAAUCGCUAUUGGCACAUCAUUGGCCGGUCGCCUGAUCGCGGCAGCCUAGAGCCAAUGAGUUCAGGUGAGAGCGAGCUCAUGGCUAUGUUCAGCGGUCGGCAGAAAAAUCGUCGACAAGUCCCCGACCAAGGAAUUGGGCCCUUGGGCACCGGUGAAUCUGCAUACAUUGAUCCGAGAAGAGCACUACUACUGCCAAAACCAGUCCAGAGGAUCAAAGCGGAGGAAGACAGCGAAGUGGGGGUAUCAUACAUUGAGUGCUCAAAGUCCUGGCAAGAAAGGUCCAGCAGGCCGGAUCCCCACGCUGCUCUCCCAUCAGAACUCAUGGUGCAACAUAACAGGUCGUCGACACCGCCACCAUCACAGUCUCCACCGUCACCAACAACAAGGACUCCCACACUGGCACCAUCACCGACGCCUACAUCAUCACCAGAGAUUUUUCCAAUUCAUGGAGGACAAGAAGACAAUCCUGCUUGCGAUUGUCCUAUCCACUUGGAGUGUCAGGUAAGAGAAGGUCAUCUUAUUGAUUGCCGUAUCCUUGUUCCGAUCUGGAAAGAGUGGCGGGACCGACAAGAAAAUAACAAUCCCUGGGAUUUCGCUGCCGACUACGGAGAGCCUGAGAUGUUUGCCACACCACAACAGAUUCAGGCAAUUGAGCCACUGUUACAACGGGUUGCCGAUGCUGUGCCCGCAACUAACGCAAUACGACAUCUCUAUGCGUGCGUUGGAACCUGGAUCCACACUAUGGGAAACCACUCGGUACGUGAGGAUGACCUGCAUGCUACCAACGUGAUUCUUGUUCUCGAACAAUUCCUAAGCGACGACAACAUGCCGUUACGACAAGCCAAGCGUGUUCCACCAGAGAUCCAAGAGGAUUUACUCAUCAUUCUACGGAAAUGGCAAGUUGGUGACUUUGGCGUACGUCCACACCGCGGAUUUAUUCGCAAUGACCGAGGCCGCUGGGAGCGGGACCCGGAUUGGCACUUCGGUCGGAGCGGCAAGUUCUUUGGCCACGGGCACCUCGUCAAUGGACAGCGGUGGGUCGACCGUAAGACGCUCUGGCUUGACGGCGCGCAUGCUGAAUGGAUGGCAGGCAUAGCGGGGAACGCAAGGGAGGGCGCGUACAGUGUUGUGAUGGGCUUGCAUCGGCCAACCACUAAGCAGGUGUACGCGGAUGUGGAUUGCAGAGAGGUGAUCUAUUACAUGAGCACGGCCUUGCAACCCCAACAAGGCGAGUUGCCGACGAACGUGUGCGAUCCGGAUGAUGAGGACGUCGACGUUGAUCCUGCGGAAGCGACAAGGGGCGCAAAGGCGCUGAUGAAGAGCCAUGAGUUGAAGCAGGUUGUACGGGUUUUCAGGUCGUGGAAGGCGCACAAAAAAGUGCCACUGCGGCCAGACUCAGGCUUCAGAUAUGACGGGCUCUACAAGGUGGUGGACUACGAGCUGCUCAACAACAGGAGGCAGAUUUAUCGGUUCAAAAUGGUCCGGGAGCGCACCGGUCAAGGGCCGAUCAGAGGCGUUAAAGUCGACAUCGAGAAGAAGCGCAAAAGGGACGGACAAGAGCGUGUGAGUGGGAGAUCGACGCGGAGGAAAACGAAUAGAGCGUGA